Molecule: messenger RNA, 5106 nt
Organism: Sabethes cyaneus
Lineage: Eukaryota; Metazoa; Arthropoda; Insecta; Diptera; Culicidae
Exons: 10
Coding region: 238-4875 (1545 amino acids)
Cellular component (GO): lysosome
Molecular function (GO): cysteine-type endopeptidase activity; cysteine-type endopeptidase inhibitor activity
Source: RefSeq, a predicted model, not a curated record
CUAAAGUGGUCAAUCAGAGUAGACGUGUUUUAGUUGAGCUGCCGACUUUCGAGAACCAAUAAUCAGAAUAAGGUUAUUUACAAGUGGUUGCUUCUGAUUGUAUUUGUGUUGUCGUGAUCGUACCUGCUGAACGUACAGCUACCAACGAGGAAUAAAUAAAACAAUUUUUUCACCACUCAUUCAUAAGCUUCACUUGAAUGACGAAUCGGCAUUAGUAAAUUUGCGAGAGUUUCAAUAAUGUGUCGCUGGAGAGGCGAACUGGUGGUAAAUAUUUUGAUACUACUACUGAUAACCCUAUCGGCUAGUGUAGUGCGAUGUCAGGAUGCAACAAAUGGAGAACCAACCGAAGCGGAUGCCAUGGCUGGUAGCAAUCCGGCCUCAGGUUCUGGUGAUAUGAAGGACUACCUUGUGUCAGGAUUACGCUUAGAACAUGAACUUGUGAAGGAACAGGCCGAUGAACCGACCACUAGUAAUAGUGGUGAGAAUUUUGUUGCCAUCCACAAGGAUGCCGUCGGUGCACGAGAACAGCUAAAACCAACCUUGCGCGGUCUGUCGCAUAUUGCAAUCAGUUUCCUGCCGAAGACAUACAGGUUCGUUUCUGUUUUGUCGGCAACUCGAGAGGUCGUUGCCGGGGUUCGCUACGAUCUUUUAGUGGAAGCUUUAGACGAAGUUCAGGCAGAAGUGGUCUGCUCCAUGACGGUAUUGGAAAAACCAUGGUUGACCACGGAAAGUGGUGACAAAUACCGGUUGUUGGAAAAUUCAAACUGCACAUCAACAGAACAAGCAGCAACGGAUGGUGUAGAGAUUGUUACGAAGCUAAAUCCAAUUUUUGAUCCAAAUCUGAAGAGCCGACAAGAUAUGAGUCCUACUCGUUUCAAAGAUUUGGUAAGCCAAAUUAUCAUACAGAAACAUGAACAACAAGAAAAAAUUACAACCGAGGCGGUAGACGUGACGAGCACUACUGAGCAGCUAAAGGUGCCGGAAUUGAGCGAAUCGUCAAAGGAUGUUCUAGAUCAGUUGUUUUUGUUUGGGAGUGAGAGCGGAAAGCAAAAUCUAUCACCCGCAUCUCCUAACCAACGCAAUCCUGAAGUAGCGGAGGAUACUAUCGUCCCAAAACGCGCUGAGCAACCACAGUUUGGAGUACCAGCUACGGAAUCAACACCGGAGACAACCACUUUGAGCCUUGAUCAACAAGUGCAGUCUACGUUCGAGGAAGUUUUUAAAACACAUCGUGAGAUUCAAAAGGCGCUCGAUGAAGUAAUCCAAAAAGGUGGAGGUCGCGACGUCCAGCUUAAAUAUGAACCCGUGUUUGCUUCCUUGCUACAGCAAGUGAAAACGAGUAUCGAUAACUAUUACCAGACUGUUAACCCGAACGGUGGAGAAGCCAAUGUAGAUACAGUUGCCUUUGUCGUUAGCGACAAUGUUGCUUCAUCGAGGACUACGUUCUCUGCCGGGGAAGUGAAUAACCGAUCCGCAGGAAGUGACGAGGACGACCAACAGCAGCAAAUUGUAUCGCCUGAUUUUCAAACAUCAUUGCCACCACGAACCGAAUCUCCACCAGCACGAGAACUAGCUCCACCAAAAAUCGAUACCGUUGUAAUGCAAUUCAGCGAUAGUAACAGUAACGAGCAACAACAACAACAACAACAACAACAACAGGUGGAUGUUCAACGUACACGAACCCGGGAAGAACUGAUCCGAGAAUUUAAUGCAGAUGAAUCUCAGCAGCGAAAUAAACGAAACCCAGAAUCUUAUUCCCACGAACACGAUUUUUAUCAUUCUCCUUUCUUUGGAAGUUCGUCCCACGAAUCACAUGAACAUUACGGCAAACCUUACUAUGGCAUUCCCCAGUUUGGGUAUAAUCCAUACUAUAACCCGCAUUACAGAGGAAAACGGUUCGUACAAAUGGAUUUGGAUAACACUGAUCAGGAGCAGAUCGAUGACAUGGAGAAAUCAUUAACCGAUGCAAUCGGAAUGCUUGAUCGAAUGGAUGCAGAUCCAUUCAAGCGCGUUCUCCUGGAGGUGGUUAGCUUGAAGCGCAUUAACCAAUUCACUAGUGCAAUCCAGCAGAAGGGAGAGUUGUAUGUGGCUCGAGUCGUAACUGCCAACUCACAUUGCCUUGAGGAAGCGGAAGAUGUGGUCAAAUGCAAGCGACUUUUAAUAGACGGAAGUAGCAAAUUUUGUACACUUGAGAUUCGCGUAAAAGACAAGGAAGUACAAUUGGUGAAAUCGGAGUGCUCUCCGCACAAGUCGGCCGGACUACUAGGAGGUCAUAAAGAGAUUGACGUACAAAGCCUCGAACACCAGCAACGUAUUCAAGCAGGUUUGAAGCAAUACAAGAAAGGGAAACUAAAGUUUUCGAAAUUCGUAAUUCGUUGCGGUUCAGUGCAGGUAGUGGCCGGAACAAUUCACCGUUAUACUGUUGAUUUGUUGGAUAGUGACGAUAAUGUUGUCAGUAGCUGUAAGGUUAAAAUCUAUACUCCCGUGGGCGAAGAUCCAGAAUAUAAAUUUGACUGUCUGGAAGUAUCGGCUCGACGAGUUACUCGCGACGUAGAACGAAAGAAGCUAAGCAAGACACCGAAGGUUGGGUCGCCAUCGGAGUUGACACCUGAGGAGUAUAACAAACCGGAACAUUCUGAACGAGUUCGAGGUAUUUUGUUGACUUCGAAUGCAGCAAAUGUGGAAAGGAAGUACCGAAUAGUGGGAGCAACUCAGCAGUUGGUGGCUGGUAAUCUUUACACUUACAGGCUAAUUUUCAAUGACGAUCCCAAUAAGCGGAUUUGUAAAUUGACUUCGCAUGAGAGACCAUGGUUAAAGGAGAAAUCCCCAGCUGAAGCACAAAAGGUUUCAUUCUCCUGUCCGGACGAAGACGCUCCAUCCAAAAGUCGUACUCGACGGUCGGUUUGUGCUGGGUGUCCCUCUGGACUUUCCCCUGAAGAUCUGAAGGAUGAUGAACAUAUCGAACGCAUUAAUAAAAUUCUCGUUGCAACCGGUGGAGUUGCUCAAAAAAAGCCGGAAAUUCUCAACGCUACAGCACAAGUAGUAGCUGGAAUGAAAUAUACAUAUUUCAUUGCGUAUACUGUAGAAAAUACACGUAGAGUGUGCAAAUUAACCUCUUGGGAACGGCCGUGGCUUGGCGAAUCUAAAGAUGCUUAUGUUUACGACUCCUCGUGUGAUGGUCAGGAUGAAACUAAUAAUGUAGGAAAAUCUCGUCAAAAACGACACGUUGGAGCUGCGCGUCCACUGUCCGAGGUGAAACUUCAAAGUGAUGAACAUAUAUUGAGAAUUAAUGAUAUUUUAUUAGCAUCCGGAGGAGUCAAACAGGACAAGCCAAAGAUUAUUAAUGGAACGACACAGGUUGUCGGUGGCGUGAGCUACACCUACUACAUAUCCUAUCCAGUGGAUGAAGGAAUUGAAAGAGUUUGCUAUUUAAAUUCUUGGGAACGACCCUGGCUAAAAAAUAAAGACCAAACGAAAAAUCGCAAAUAUACCUUCCGCUGCGAUGGAUCUGACGAGAAUUCGCUUAAACGACAGCGUCGUCAUGCCAAAAAGGUUGGAGGUUCGAACGAAUUGUCGCUAGAAGAUUUAAAAGACAAGAGUCACACCGAACGGAUCCGGGCGGGCCUUGUAGCCUAUAACGAAGAAAAAUCAAAAUCCUACCAAGACUUCGAAAUUCUUAAAGGAUCAGUUCAGCUGGUCGCAGGUUCUUUGUACAAAUACACCUUCAAAGUAAAAGACGAACCGAGUGUCCUCUGUAAGAUUUCGGUCUGGGAACGAGUCUGGUUAGACACAGUGGAUCAACGCAAGUACAACGUUAAAUGUGACGGUGACGAUGAUCCAGAAAACGAACAGCAACAAGCCGCAGCAAAGCGAUCAACCCGGUCUAUACGACCACAUCGUGAUCAAUUGGAGCACUACUCUCGAGGCAUUGACCACGCACGUCAUCUGUUCGAAAAGUUCAAGUUACGACACAACCGCACCUAUCAGAGCACCCUGGAGCACGAGAUGCGAUUCCGUAUUUUUAAGAACAAUCUUUUUCAGAUCGAACAACUGAAUAAGUAUGAACGAGGAACCGCUAAGUACGGUAUUACACACUUUGCCGACAUGACUAGCACCGAGUACAAACAGCGAACCGGAUUAGUGGUGCCAAACGAGCAGGAACGGAACUUGAUUCGCAAUCCUUUAGCUAAAAUUGAUGAGAAUAUUCAUCUUCCGGAAGCAUUCGAUUGGAGGGAUUUGGGAGCUGUUUCACCGGUUAAAAACCAGGGUAGCUGUGGUUCUUGUUGGGCCUUUAGCGUAAUAGGUAACAUUGAAGGAUUACAUCAGAUCAAAGCUAAAAAGCUAGAGGAAUAUUCGGAGCAAGAACUGUUAGAUUGUGACACCGUGGAUAAUGCCUGCCAGGGAGGAUUUAUGGAUGAUGCUUACAAGGCAAUUGAAAAAUUAGGAGGACUAGAAUUGGAAUCCGAAUAUCCCUAUCUUGCUAAGAAGCAAAAACAAUGUCACUUCAAUAAAACCCUGGCACAUGUCCGCGUUAAAGGAGCGGUUGAUUUGCCGAAAAAUGAAACGGCUAUUGCCCAGUUUCUAGUUUCCAACGGGCCAGUUUCCAUAGGUCUGAAUGCCAACGCAAUGCAGUUUUAUCGGGGAGGAAUUUCUCAUCCGUGGCGUUUAUUGUGCAGCAAAAAGAAUUUGGAUCACGGCGUGUUGAUCGUUGGUUACGGCGUUAAAGAAUAUCCAAUGUUCAACAAAACUUUACCUUACUGGAUCGUGAAAAAUUCUUGGGGUCCGAAGUGGGGUGAGCAAGGCUACUAUCGUGUCUACCGAGGUGAUAAUACGUGUGGCGUCAGCGAAAUGGCCUCUUCGGCUGUUUUGGAAUAGAAUCAAAUUCUAACCUUGAGCUAAGUAAACUGCUGGCGUGGUUAUUAUUUGUAUUACCGUUCAUAGGAAAGAUUUAACUACAUACGUGAGUAUGUUUGUUUGUAUUUUAAAAAUUGUCUAAAUAAGACCCUUUGCAAACUGACAAUUAUUUUGGGGGCGAUUUUAUAAAUUACUACUCUUUUUGUGUUAAAUAUACUUUCAAAUAUACAAUCAACUCAUAUUGAAAGGUAA